AUGAUGGGGACACUACUCAUGUCCUUGGUCAGCUGCCUCAUUGCCAUAAGUCAGACCAGCCUCAUCAAUCGCUGUGACUUGGCCAGGGUGCUGUACAAGGAGGACUUGGAUGGGUUUGAGGGCUACUCCCUCACUGACUGGCUGUGUCUGGCUUUUGUGGAAAGCAAAUUCAACAUAUCAAAGGUAAAUGAAAAUGCAGACGGCAGCUUUGACUAUGGAAUCUUCCAGAUCAACAGCCACUACUGGUGCAAUGAUUACCAAAGUCACUCAGAGGACAUCUGCCACGAGGACUGUCAAGACCUACUGAGCCCCAAUCUUCUCUCAACCAUCAGCUGUGCAAAAAAGAUUGUGUCCGGAGCAGGGGGCAUGAAGAACUGGGUAGCGUGGAGGUUGCACUGUGCAGGCCGGCCCCUCUCCUACUGGAUGACAGGAUGUUUCUUGGGAUGA
Messenger RNA from Neomonachus schauinslandi (Hawaiian monk seal), 447 nucleotides. RefSeq names its product lysozyme like 6 (gene LYZL6). Gene Ontology annotation, cellular component: sperm flagellum; acrosomal vesicle. Lineage: Eukaryota; Metazoa; Chordata; Mammalia; Carnivora; Phocidae. The coding region runs from base 1 to 447 and encodes 148 amino acids. Gene Ontology annotation, biological process: fusion of sperm to egg plasma membrane involved in single fertilization. Gene Ontology annotation, molecular function: lysozyme activity. The transcript has 4 exons. The record is from RefSeq and is a predicted model, not a curated record.